This is a messenger RNA of Pseudogymnoascus verrucosus, 1100 nucleotides long. RefSeq lists its product as uncharacterized. NCBI's taxonomy places the organism in Eukaryota, Fungi, Ascomycota, Leotiomycetes, Thelebolales, Thelebolaceae. The coding region runs from base 316 to 1080 and encodes 254 amino acids. The record is from RefSeq and is a predicted model, not a curated record. The transcript has 3 exons.
AAUGUUUGUCGCGCAUUUGGAAACCACACGAUGGAUCUGACAAAAACCUAAACAGGCCUUUAAAAUGCUUAUCCACAUCAAAGGAUGAGACGUGGGUCCCGUAAAGCUUGUUCCUUCUCGCAUUCGCUCCAUAAUAGGGAUACAUGUCGCUGCACUGCCUAACACCGUCCCAAUUGAACUCGACGUUAUAUUGAAGGCUGACGCGUAAGUAUGAUCUCUUUAUGUUUUUUUAAGUGUAUAUAACUCGAAAGGCCAGCUCAUCAUGGCCUGCAUUCUUCUCCCCAUCUCGCGCGCCCUUUCUCAAAUUUCACUACAAUGUAUCCACCAAGAGUUGCCGACCCGAAGUCUCUCGUCAUAGCUUCUCUUGCGAUAUAUCUCCUUCUUCUCCAACCCGUCACAUACUGCCUCUGGAAGCAUGGGAAACGAGGCCUUCUCGGAUGGAUGGCCCUUCACAGUCUCUGUGUUAUUCGCAUAGUCGGAAACGCCGUGCAACUUAACGCCUACAACAAUCAUUCCACCGGGGGGGUUGCUACUCUAAUUCUCCAGAGCGUUGGACUUUCACCUCUGAUUCUUGGUGCGGUUGGGAUUCUCCAUGAAGCGAGACGUUCUCGCGAUCCCACCCUCAACCGGAAAUUCGAAUGGAUUCUUGUCAUCCAGUACCACCUCACCGUCAUCGCAGCGAUGGUCCUGGUCAUUAUUGGCAUUGUGAAGUUGCAGGAUGGGGCUUCCGUCGGGAAUGUGCUGAUGAAAGUUGGCAUGGGAGUGGUUCUAGCCUGUUGGGCCAUCCUUGCAGUUUGGACGCUGCUAUCAUUCCGAUCAUCCCAGGAAUACGCUGCUGGCGGGCCACCCGCUGAUGGCACAAAGUUGCUCCACGGGGUUGCGGCGGCCCUUCCACUUAUCGCACUACGAGAAAUAUUUGCUGCAGGCUCAUCCUACGGACCGUCGUCUAGCUUCACUUCGUCUCUUGCGGUCAAGAUUUGCCUCAGUGUCGUUCCGGAGAUGCUCUCGAUCAUCGUACUCUCGGUUGCUGGCAUACGCACACGUGGCAUCGCAAAUAAGUUUCAGAGAACUACGAAAUGAGUGUUGUAUAUUGAGUGGAG